This is a messenger RNA of Mesorhabditis spiculigera, 645 nucleotides long. The record is from the annotation of a GenBank genome assembly. Lineage: Eukaryota; Metazoa; Nematoda; Chromadorea; Rhabditida; Rhabditidae.
AUGUUGUGCCAAAAAUUCUCGCUAAAGCAUUGGCUCCGGAAUACGUCGAAAAUCGAGGCGAUAUAUUAUGGAUUCGCGGGGCUUCAUAUUGGUGGAUUUACUGUUACUUUUGCGAAUCUGGGCUUCUACAUCAUCUACAAGGAUUCUGAAGACCCAACUUCAGAAGAACAUCUCCCCCUCGGCGCCCUAUUGGCCCUAAUUCUUCUGAAUGUUGCAUGGCUUAUUCUGACGAUCGUCUCUUUUGUCAUUACGGUAAUCGGGAUGCGGAAGAGGAUAUUGCUGCUGGCCCAUGCUUAUCCUGCAUUUAUCGGAAUAGACAUCCGAAUCUAUGCAAAUGAUUUAACCGAUGGGUUGCUAUCCGAAGCCUGGUAUCAGGUGGGCCUGGCGUGCUAUUUCUUGCCCCUGAUCGUGUUAUUGGAGUGGCUGUCGGUGAAAUGUUGGCGGGAUACGGGAAUGGACAUUCGUAUUUAUGCAAAUUUCUUGACGGGUGGUCUACUUUCUGAGCAAUGGUAUCAGGUAGGUGCCGCGUGCUAUUUCUUGCCCCUAAUCCUUCUCCUCGAAUGGCUGGCCAUCAAAUGUUGGAGGGUUACGGUGGAAAGGGCAAGAAGACAAUGUAUACAGUACCGUACGAUUCACACGAUUGUA